AUGCAAGUAUUUUAUCUGAAAGGUGGUUUAUAUAAUUUUAUUUUCCACAAUGAGGUACGUGGGAAAAAUGAAAUUAUUGAAUUCAACUGUCUCAUUCAAGAACCGGCUCUUCAAAAGUUUUGUGAUUUCAUCACUAUUUUAUUCGUGGUCGAACCUAAUUUACUAUCAAAAUUAUCAAUAACCGAAAACUAUCAAAAGCAAAAUAUUGCACAGAAGGGAAUUUUAGCUGAGAUUGAAGUACCUGAAAAAAUUAGAAUCAUGGAUGAUGUUGACAAUCGUGCCUUCUAUAAGCUUAUUGAUGAUGAAUUCAAGCGAUGUGAUUUUAUGGGUCGUUUACUCACUGAUGAUGGACAAUUUUAUUUAGAUGAAGAUGGUAGACCAACAAAUUACAUAGAAUGGCGUGAAGAAAAUCAUGAAUAUAUAAAUCCGAAAACACUCCCCUUGCCAGAAACAAAUAUACCAACACGUGAAGCUGGAAUGGAAUUUCGACAAAACAUGAUUGAUGCAUUUAAUGCCGAAGUUGAUCAGAAUCUACAUACUGAUGAAGACAUUCAAGCAUGGAAUGAAAAACUAGAGACUUCAACAAGGAAUGAAGCAUUUGAAAGUUGGGCAGGAAGACGAUACGAACCAGAAAAAAUAGUAUAA
This is a messenger RNA of Trichomonas vaginalis G3, 645 nucleotides long. RefSeq lists its product as uncharacterized. Lineage: Eukaryota; Parabasalia; Trichomonadida; Trichomonadidae. The transcript has a single exon. The record is from RefSeq and is a predicted model, not a curated record. The coding region runs from base 1 to 645 and encodes 214 amino acids.